Aspergillus costaricaensis CBS 115574 is the source of this 1416-nucleotide messenger RNA. Its product is annotated as kinase-like protein. The record is from RefSeq and is a predicted model, not a curated record. Gene Ontology annotation, molecular function: protein kinase activity; ATP binding. Gene Ontology annotation, biological process: regulation of mRNA processing; spliceosomal complex assembly; protein phosphorylation. Bases 1 to 1416 code for a protein of 471 amino acids. The transcript has 2 exons. NCBI's taxonomy places the organism in Eukaryota, Fungi, Ascomycota, Eurotiomycetes, Eurotiales, Aspergillaceae.
AUGAAGUGUCGUGCCCAGAUACUUGGGCGCUCUAUUCUUUCCUCAACACCUAUUAGCCAACCAUGUUCCUCCCCACCAAGUGUCAGGUCGCCCCACUGCCCCCAGAAGACCCACUCAGGCUUAUUUGCACGGCUUAGUUCCACAAAGCCUCAGGCUCGCGUGGAGUACAACUGGAUCAUGGGGGUGGAAACACUUGAAGACUAUCAGCCUGGAGGUUACCACCCAGUUAUGAUCGGUGACGUGCUUCAUAGCCGGUACCGCAUCGUAGAUAAACUAGGUCAUGGUGGUUACUCUACCGUCUGGCUCGCUCGAGAUACUGCCCUUAAGAAAUAUGUCGCCCUGAAAGUCAACACAGCGGACGCGCAUCCACGGGAGGCAAGGGUACUUAGAACACUGUUAAAGUCAUCCUCAUUCUCAGCACCUCCUGCCCACGAACGCAGCUUGAUACCGAUGAUAUUCGACGAAUUCCAAGUACAGGGUCCAAACGGGAUACAUGCGUGCUAUACUACAGCCCCCGCACAAUGUAAUCUUAGGGAGAUCUCUUUCAGCCGUCUUUUUCCUCUUGACGUGGCUCGAGCGCUGUGCUAUGGACUUACACAGGCUGUUGCUUACAUGCAUUCGCACGGAUAUGUACACGGAGAUAUUCACCUAAAGAAUAUCAUGAUUAAGCUCCCAUAUAAGUUUGACGAUCUUUCUAUCAAAGAAUUGUACGAAAGUUAUGGGGAACCCGAGACAGUUCCCAUCUCGCGCUGCGAUGGAAAGCCCCUUACUCCUAAUAUCCCAGCUCAAGCGGUGAAGCCUUUAUUUCUAGGAAAAUAUGCCGAAACAAUGACGCUAGCCGAUGUACGUCCACUUCUUAGCGACUUUGGCGAGGCCUUCGCUCCCGCCUCAGAGGUUCGACUUGGACAAGACUGCCACACACCUCCGGCCUUUCGCUCCCCAGAAGCCAGAUUUGAGCCACAAAAGCCGCUUACAUAUUCUUCGGACAUCUGGAGCCUAGCUACGGCGAUAUGGGAGGUUAUAGGAAUGAAAGCUCUCUUCAGUAUUGAUAUGGUUCCCGACGAUGAAAUUGUGGCACAACAUAUCGAUGUACUGGGACCACUGCCAAGGGAGUGGUGGCUGCGUUGGGAGGGAAGAGGCAAGUUCUUUACGGAGGAUGGGCAUCCAACAGACGCAUAUCUGGAGAAUAAAUGGCCUCCCCUUGAGGAGGCAUUCGACAUAGACAUACAGAAGUGGAGGAGAAAGUGGAGAGGUGUGGUUGAGGAGGAAGAGAGAGCCGCGUUUGUGGAUCUGAUCCGCAGGAUGUUGCUGUUCCGACCGGAAGCGCGACCGACAGCUGAAGAUGUGCUCCAGUCGGAGUGGAUGGUCAAGUGGGCGUUGCCGGAUUAUGAGCAAAGCUUAAAUAUAUCUGGUUGA